GCGACGGGGCCGCCCCGGGGGCAGCCCGGGGGUUCCGCGGCGGGGACAGGUCUCUCCAAGGUGAUGAAGAUGAGCAGGUGAUGAAGAGGAGUGGGAUGCGCUGGUGGCUUGUCACUGUCCUGGGGGUGCUGAGCGGACCUGCCCGGGGAACCGGGAGCUGCAGCGCCCCGGAGCCGGGCACGGCGGGAUGCCCGCCCGGAGAGGAGCCCAGCGGGGAUCCAUCGGGGGCGUGCCGAGCUUGUCCCCCCGGCACCUUCUCUCUGGGAGACGCGUCCUGCGCCGCUCACACGCAGUGCCGGGCCGGGAACAGGGUGCUGGUGGCGGCGGGGACGGCGGCGAGCGACAGCCGCUGCGGAGCCUGCCUGCCGGGGUUCCACAGCCCCGGAGGGGAGAGGGAGCCCCGGGGCCGGUGCCUGCCCUGCGCCGCCGCUCCCCGCAGCACCCCGGGCUGCCCAGGCGGGCGGCGAGCCCGCAGCCCCGAAAUGCCGGGCAGGACACCGGGCACCAACGGGACACGCGUGACCCUGCUGGGUGAGGAGGAGGAGGAGGCGGCAGCGGCGCAGGCGGCCGUGCUGACCAUCGUGCCGGUCUUCUGUGCCAUGGGGUUGCUGGGAAUCCUGGUGUGCAACCUGCUGAAGAAGAAGGGUUAUCACUGCACCGCCAGCAAGGAGCCCCAGCCCGCCGGAACCGGUGCCAGCUCCAUCUACCAGUUGGAGGAUGCCAACGAGGACACCAUCGGGGUGCUGGUGCGCCUGAUCACCGAGAAGAAAGAAAAUGCAGCGGCGCUGGAGGAGCUGCUGAAGGAGCACCAGAGGCAGCAGCUGAUGCCACCGAGCUGUGCCCCCCUCAAUAAGCUGCACCUCCUGCCUCAGUUUCCCCCCGCCUGCCACCACCAGCAGCACCUGCACACGGUGCAGGGCCCGGCCCCGUGUGCCCGCUGUGACCAGAAGUGGCCCGAGGUGCUGCCACCGCUCGGUGCCACCAAAGCCCCCAAACCCGGAGCUCAUCCCAGCGAGGUGACCAUCCUCUCCAUCGGCAGGUUCCGGGUGUCCCGGAUCCCGGAGCUGAGGAGCGAGGCCGGGGGGGAGCCCCUCCGUGGUGCCCUCCCCGCUGGCGGCGGGAUGUGACCCGUGAUGGGACAGCACCAAGGGCUCCACCAGGUGACAGCCACAAAGACCCCGUGGAGGGGUGGAGGACGCCGGGUGCUGUGUGAAAGCCAGUCCUGCUCAGAGCUGCCAGGUGCUGGAGGUGGCAGCUCAGCUCCUGCUCCUGCCACCAGGGUGUCCAAGGGCAGCACAGCAAAUCCAGCAUCUCGCUUGGCUGGUGACAAGGAUUCUCUGUCCCUGAGGCCUGGUGGUGGCCACAGCGUGGUGGCCUCAUAGAAGGUGACUCCAGGAGCUGCGAUGCCAGGGGUGGUGGCCACAGGAACCAUCAUCUCUGGGAACCAUGAUGCCACCACACAGCUCCACUGGAAGCACAGAGGGCACUGGAUGCCAUUUCGUGGUCACCUUCUGGGUGUGUUGAACUCUCCAGGACCAUCAUGAACUCCUGAUUUCCCUGCAUCACCUGGUGCCAGUGCUCAGCAUCGCAGGAUAAUGAAUCACUGGAUCACAGAGUGACU
This is a messenger RNA of Melozone crissalis (California towhee), 1621 nucleotides long. RefSeq names its product RELT TNF receptor (gene RELT). The transcript has 11 exons. The record is from RefSeq and is a predicted model, not a curated record. The coding region runs from base 81 to 1127 and encodes 348 amino acids. NCBI's taxonomy places the organism in Eukaryota, Metazoa, Chordata, Aves, Passeriformes, Passerellidae. Gene Ontology annotation, biological process: apoptotic process.